GCUAGCAUUUAAAGGCCCACCACUUGCUGUAGGUCUCUAGCGUGUUGAAGUCAAAAGUAGCCAUUUCUCUCUCUCUCUUUGCUUCAUCUUCAUUGAUCGUCAACUAAAAAUGGCGAGAACCAGAAAAACCCAUCUUGUGUUCUCUCAGAUUCCUCAAGGGUUUUAUUGAUUUCUGAUUAAAAGGGUCAACUAAAAACACUUGCUCCCUGUUCUUCUCUCUGUGCAAAAUAAAACAUCAUAAAGCUUCUUCCUUUUCUUGUCUCUGCCCUUGAAAUGCGUGCGUGGGUGGUCGUCAUCGUCCUCACAGAGCUGCUACUAUGCUUCUUCUGGGCCUCGGAAUCUCAGACCCUCCUCACGUGCCACCCACGUGACCUCGAGGCCCUGCGUGACUUCAUAUCGAAUCUCAAACCAAAACCAGACGAUUGGCUCCUCAACGACGAUUGCUGCAGCUGGACCGGAAUCACCUGCAACAACAACAGAGUCACCAAACUCGAGCUCGGGAACAAAAAGCUGUCGGGGAAACUGUCUGAAUCAUCUCUACAGAACCUAGAUCAGAUCACGGUCCUCAACCUCUCUCGGAACUUCAUCAGAGACUCGAUCCCUCUCUCGAUAUUCAACUUAACGGCUCUCCAAACGCUCGAUCUGAGCUCCAACGAUCUCACCGGAGAGAUCCCGAACACCGUAAACCUCCCCUCCCUGCAAAGCCUCGACCUUUCCUCCAACAAACUCAACGGCUCUCUCCCUUCUCACCUCUGCAACAACUCCACUCGAAUCAGAGUCAUAAAACUCGCGGUUAACUACUUCGCCGGAGACUUCCCUCCCGGGUUCGGGAACUGCCUCCUCCUCGAGCAUCUCUGCCUCGGCAUGAACAACCUCACCGGUAACAUCCCCAACGACCUCCUUCGUCUCGAAAGGCUAAACCUUUUAGGCGUUCAGGAGAAUCGUCUCUCCGGUGCGUUGAGUCCUGAGAUCGGUAGCCUCUCCGGCCUCGUUCGUCUCGAUGUUUCGAUGAACCAACUCUCCGGCGAGAUCCCCGACGUGUUCGGGGAGAUGUCUCAGCUGAAGGAGCUACUAGCUCAGAGCAAUAAAUUCACCGGAGGGAUCCCUAAGUCGUUAUCGAAUUCGCCGAGUUUGAAUCUGCUUAACCUGAGGAACAACUCGUUAACCGGUCCUCUCCAAUUGAAUUGCACGGCGAUGGUUGGUUUAAACUCUCUUGAUUUAGGUACUAACCGGUUCAACGGCCGGUUACCUGAGAAUCUACCCGUUUGCAAGCGGUUAAAGAACGUUAACCUCGCUCGCAACUCCUUUCGCGGACAAGUGCCAGAGAGUUUCAAGGACUUCCAGAGCCUUUCUUUCUUCUCGCUAUCGAACUCGAGCUUGUCCAACAUCUCAUCUGCGCUGAGGAUACUUCAAAGCUGCAAGAACUUGACGACUCUUGUUCUCACGUUAAACUUCCACGGAGAGGCUUUACCCGACGACGAACCUCUUCGUUUCGAGAAGCUCAAGGUCCUUGUGGUUGCGAAUUGUAAACUCACCGGUUCAAUGCCGAGAUGGUUAAGCUCGAGUAACGAUCUUCAGCUGUUGGAUCUUUCUUGGAACCGGUUAACCGGAGCUAUACCGAGCUGGAUCGGUGAGUUCAAGGAUCUUUUCUACUUGGACUUAUCUAACAACUCUUUCACAGGAGAGAUCCCAAAGAGCUUAACUAAGCUGCAAAGCCUCACGAGCCGUAACAUCUCGUUAGAUGAACCGUCUCCUGACUUCCCUUUCUUCAUGAAGAGGAACGAGAGUGCAAGAGCCUUGCAGUACAAUCAGAUCGUUGGCUUCCCGCCGACGAUCGAGCUUGGUCAUAACAACCUCUCUGGACCUAUCUGGGAGGAGUUUGGUAAUUUAAAGAAGCUUCACGUGUUUGAUCUGAAGUGGAACGCGUUGUCUGGCUCUAUCCCUAGCUCGUUGUCCGGUAUGACUAGCUUGGAGGUUCUUGAUCUUUCUAAUAACCGUCUCUCCGGUUCGAUCCCGAGUUCUCUGCAGAAGCUCACGUUCUUGUCGAAGUUUAGCGUCGCUGGGAACAAUCUUUCGGGGAGGAUACCUUCUGGUGGUCAGUUUCAGACGUUCCCUAACUCGAGUUUCGAGUUUAACGAUCUCUGCGGGGAGCAUAGGCUCCCAUGUUCUGAAGAUGGAGUGAAUGGAACAACGACAUUGAUCAUACAUUCGAGAAGAAGAAGCAGAGGAGCUGAGAUUGGGAUGGCAGUUGGGAUCGCGUUUGGUUCGGUCUUCCUCCUCACCCUCCUCACUUUGGUCGUGUUGCACGCGCGUAGAAGGUCAGGGGAAGUUGAUCCGGAGAUGGAGGAAGAGAGCAUGAACCGGAAAGACCUCGAAGAGAUGGGGUCUAAGCUUGUGGUGCUGUUUCAAGACAGCGACAAAGAUCUCUCGUUUGAUGAUCUUUUGGACUCGACCAACAACUUCGACCAAGCUAACAUCAUCGGCUGCGGCGGGUUUGGUCUGGUUUACAAGGCGAUGUUACCAGACGGAAGCAAAGUAGCGAUCAAACGGUUGUCAGGAGACUGCGGUCAGAUCGAAAGAGAGUUCAAAGCAGAAGUCGAAACACUCUCGAGAGCGCAGCAUCCGAAUCUUGUCCUACUCCAAGGGUUCUCUUUCUACAAAACCGACCGGCUUUUGAUCUACUCUUACAUGGAGAACGGAAGCUUAGACUACUGGCUACACGAGCGCAGCGACGGUCCAGCUCUGCUAGAUUGGAAAACACGUCUUAGAAUCGCUCAGGGCGCUGCGAGAGGGUUGUAUUACUUGCAUGAAGCUUGUGAUCCUCACAUCUUGCACCGUGAUAUCAAGUCUAGCAACAUUCUUCUAGACGAGAACUUUGAUUCUCAUUUAGCGGAUUUUGGACUAGCCAGGCUGAUGAGUCCUUACGAGACGCAUGUGAGUACUGAUUUGGUUGGGACUUUGGGUUACAUUCCUCCUGAAUACGGACAAGCUUCUGUUGCUACUUUCAAAGGUGAUGUGUAUAGUUUUGGAGUUGUGCUACUUGAGCUUUUGACUGAUAAGAGACCGGUGGAUAUGUGUAAACCCAAGGGAGGUAGGGACUUGAUCUCGUGGGUUGUGAGGAUGAAGAGUGAGGGUCGAGCUAGUGAGGUUUUUGAUCCGUUUAUUCAUGGUAAAGUGAAUGAGGAAGAGAUGUUUAGGGUUCUUGAGGUUGCUUGUUUAUGUUUGAGCCAUAACCCUAAACAGAGACCAACGACUGAACAGUUAGUCUCUUGGCUUGAUGAUGUCUAGAUGGAGAGGACAAAACAACUUCUCUGCAGAGAUUACAGUGUGAUACAAUGUGAAUAGUUUCUAAAGAAUAAUUUGUUUCUUCAUUUUUUAUUUUAUGUUAAUCUCCAUUUGUGAUUCAGAUUUAGAUAUUGAAGAUAAAGAGACUGAAACAUAAUACAAUGUCUGAGUAAACUGGAAACUCUUUUUGUAAUUUUUGCAAGUUCUUCAAGAGUGGCAUCUUUCAAGCAUUUUGAAUAAGA
This is a messenger RNA of Brassica oleracea var. oleracea, 3527 nucleotides long. RefSeq names its product phytosulfokine receptor 1-like. Lineage: Eukaryota; Viridiplantae; Streptophyta; Magnoliopsida; Brassicales; Brassicaceae. Gene Ontology annotation, biological process: protein phosphorylation. Gene Ontology annotation, molecular function: ATP binding; protein binding; protein kinase activity. The transcript has a single exon. The coding region runs from base 274 to 3288 and encodes 1004 amino acids. The record is from RefSeq and is a predicted model, not a curated record.